Messenger RNA from Magnolia sinica, 1119 nucleotides. RefSeq names its product calcineurin B-like protein 3. NCBI's taxonomy places the organism in Eukaryota, Viridiplantae, Streptophyta, Magnoliopsida, Magnoliales, Magnoliaceae. The record is from RefSeq and is a predicted model, not a curated record. The transcript is spliced from 10 exons. Gene Ontology annotation, molecular function: kinase binding; calcium ion binding. Bases 246 to 926 code for a protein of 226 amino acids. Gene Ontology annotation, biological process: calcium-mediated signaling.
UCCCGGUGCUUGAUUCUCCUUCCUUUGUACCUUUUCUAACGCAAUCAUCGACAACCCUGAAGACGGAAAUAAAUCACAUAGGCAUAGACUGCGAGACAUACAGAAUCUCGACACCCCCUUUCUCUUCUACUCAGAUAACGUUCUGGUUUUGCCCUUCAUUACCAUGGUCCCUAGCAUUUGGGCUUGGGUCGGCUGAAUCACGAAAUACUCAAAAGGUAUGGAUGUUUUGACGAGUGGGGAAUAUCAUGUUGCAGUGCCUAGACGGCUUCAAGCAUUUAUUUGCUUUCCUGCUUAGGUGUUGUGAUCUCGAUUUGUAUAAGCAGCCGAAGGGCCUUGAAGAUCCUGAAGUUCUCGCAAGGGAAACAGUGUUCAGCGUAAGUGAAAUUGAAGCAUUGUAUGAGCUUUUUAAGAAGAUCAGCAGUGCUGUAAUAGAUGACGGGCUGAUUAACAAGGAAGAGUUCCAAUUGGCCUUGUUCAAGACAAACAAAAAGGAAAGCUUAUUUGCUGAUCGAGUCUUUGACUUAUUUGAUACGAAGCACAAUGGAAUAUUAGGUUUUGAAGAGUUUGCACGUGCCCUAUCUGUCUUCCAUCCCAACGCACCAAUUGACGAUAAGAUUGAGUUUUCUUUUCAACUUUACGAUCUCAAGCAACAAGGGUUCAUUGAGAGGCAAGAGGUGAAGCAAAUGGUUGUGGCUACACUGGCUGAAUCUGGAAUGAACCUUUCAGAUGAUGUGAUAGAAAGUAUCAUUGAUAAGACCUUCGAGGAGGCUGAUACGAAACAUGAUGGGAGGAUUGAUAAGGAAGAGUGGCGGAACCUUGUCUUGCGACACCCUUCUCUUUUGAAGAAUAUGACCCUACAGUACCUCAAAGACAUCACGACUACAUUCCCAAGCUUCGUAUUCCACUCGCAAGUUGACGAUACCUAAGGUUUCAUUUCAAAUUUCGAAGAUUAGAGGGUUUGUUAUUAUGGUUUUGCAAUUUCUAGUAGAUUAUAUGGGUCACAUAAGCUUGAGGGGCCCAGAAGAUUUGUGUGUGAUGAGAUUGGUGUUUGUGAGGGAUGAUAUUGUUUAUCAGUUUCUAUGCUCAACUGCUACACAUUCUCAACUUCCUUGAUAGAAA